AUGGAUAAGACGCCUCGUGUAUCAUACACUUUAAGAGCCCAUGAAUCUGGGAUCACAUGCUUGAAGUUAAUAGAGCUUCAUUCCAUUCCAGUGCUGCUCUCAGGAGAUUCACAAGGUAACUUGUUUGCAUGGAAUUUUGUUACUAGAAGACCAUUUGCAUACCAUGCGGUGAAGUCUCAGGCUUCUAUCAUUUCUCUUGACUACAAGGGUGGGUAUUUUACUGUUCAAUCGAGGGAUAAUUUAUUGAGAUUUUUCAAGCUUGAUCUUGAUCCAAGUAUUCCAUCAGGUUUAAGGUCUUCGGAGAAAUUAAGUUCCCUAACACCGGUUUAUGAGAUACCCAUUAACACUCUUAAUUUUGCGAACGUAGUGAUACAGCAUAUUGUUAACGAUAAAUUUCGAUUAUGGUGCUGCAACACUAUGCACUCCGAGAAUCUCGAUGUUUACUGUUUUGAUCUUGGUGACAAUAAGUCGCUAAAAAGAGAGUUUAACAGCCUCGAUCCCUUCCCUAUAGUGAAAGAUUUAACUAAGGAUAGCUCGAAGUUUAAAUUUGAGAAGCUGGGUAUUAUUAUGAGAUUAACUGAGCACGAGGGGAUAGUUUAUGUUGGAUAUGAAAGUGGCUUCGUGCUUGGCCUUAAGAUGCUUCCAACAAUAGAUGAUCAGAAAGAAAACUCAGCAGAAAAUUCAAAGAGUCUACAGUUUAUCGACUCAGGGGUAAAUGUUGGUUGUACUUCGCUUAUGGAGCUGAUUUAUAUAUCAGCAAUCCAUUAUCCAAAUCCAGUACUUUCGCUUUAUUAUAGCCAACAGAGAAAUGUUGUAUUGAGUACAUCUACCGAAGAUCAAAUCGGCCUUCAUACCAUCAAAACAUUACCUGAAUUGACGAGUGAGGAUAAAGCAAAAAAAUUCUACAUGUCAAUCGGCAUGAAGCUGGUAGAAAGUGAAGAUAUCGAGAAAUCGAAUGAAAGUAUCGUGCUUCCUACCAGCAAAAUCAGCCACAUCGCCACUACAGAUAAUAGCAUUGUGGUCUCGAACUGGAAAGGCCAGACUCUUGUUAUCAACGAUAGUGUUGUUUCACAGCGGUAUUUCAAGGCAAGAAGUAACGUGCAUGUUGAAGAAUCAUGUCAAGGAUCUUUUGCUGAGAAAAAGGAAGUGGAGUCUCCGAUGAUUAAAGUGAGUGCAAUGACCUGUCUUUGUGGCGGUUUAUCGAACUUGGAUGUCUACAAAUCUGUUGGUGAGCAGAGGCGAGCAGCAAAAGUGUUUGGACAAAAUUGGUGCUUAAUUGGCUAUGAAGAUGGUAGUAUAGUUAUGCAAAAUAUUUAA
Messenger RNA from Lachancea fermentati, 1317 nucleotides. The record is from the annotation of a GenBank genome assembly. NCBI's taxonomy places the organism in Eukaryota, Fungi, Ascomycota, Saccharomycetes, Saccharomycetales, Saccharomycetaceae.